GUCUCAUCCACGCUGCGUUCUCCUCACACACACACACACACACGUUUCUUGCACUGUUUUCUCGCUGGCUUUUAACUCUUCCAGUGCUGAAUCCUUGUAAAACUCUUGUUCAGUUGCUAUCGGCUUGAAGGAACUCGUGUUGAUUUAAUUUUGGUCAUAAUGUCAUUGUUUAUCCCAGGAAAGAUCUUGAACACUGCCCAACUCUCUUGCGUCCUCUGCCGCUCCAUUACCGCGCCGACAAACACACACACACACAAACACACACACGCCUGACAGUAAGUAAUGCUUUAAUUGAGAAGGAAAUUCUUUAAUUAAUUUUAACAUUAAACUAGAGCAAUAAUUACAAAAAACAUAAGUUGCUAUGUGAUAACGCUGUUUGUGUAGGUAGUUCAUGAGCGUGUGUGUGUGUGUGUGUGUGUGUGUGUAAGUGAGAGAGAGAGAGAAAGGGCGAGCGACAGAGAGAGAGAGAGAGAGAGAGAGAGAGAGAGAGAAAGGCAGUCCGCCAAUUAUCGCGAUGGACGCAGGAAACUCAGCAUGAGCUUUUCCUUCUUCCCUUCCAAUUCCUGUCGCUGAAGAUCCUGUAGCCUCCGCCACAGGGAACAGCGGAAUAAGUCUUUUCAUUCUUCACCCUGAGCGCUUUCCGACCCCCUUUUUAUUUAUUUUCAUCCGACAAGUUGCUCCACAUAAAGGCCAUUUUAUUUUUACGGUCGGAUAAACGGAGACCAGAGCUAAUGGAGAUGAUCUGAAGGAAAGCCGAUUGGCAAUGACCAGACGUCUUCUCCAUCAAUUCCAUGUUUAAUUCACUGUAGGUACUUGUGAAUGUUCCACGUGCGCGUUAACAGUCUUCACAGCGCGCGACUCCGUGCCAAUGUGACCGCGUCCGGGAGGAACUCGUGGGAAGCAGGGCAGAUAUUUCACUGGAUCGUUUGGCUGGGAUUUUCAGCAUGGCAUACCCUCCGGGCUACUUGUACCAGGCGUCCACUCCUCUGGCUCUCUACUCGUGUCCUUCGUACGGCUCGAGUGUGCUGGCGGCGCCGCGCGCGGAUGAGCUGAGCAGAGGGAACUCCAGCUCGGGCUCCGCGUUUGCGCCGUACGCAGGAUCUACAGCGUUCACCAGCCAAACUCCAGCCUUCAGUUCGCUUCAGUACGGAUCAGAGCCCGCAUCCGCUCCACAAUUCUCCUCAUUCGUGGGUUCCCCGUAUGAACCGUCCCCGGGUUUGGCCGCCUCUCUGGGUUACGCGCACCCGUACGGUGCGCCGCUGGGCGCGUUCCCGCUUGGGGACCCCGCGUAUCGGAAGAACGCCACGCGGGACGCCACCGCAACGCUGAAGGCCUGGCUGAGCGAGCACAGGAAGAACCCGUACCCCACCAAGGGGGAAAAGAUCAUGCUGGCCAUCAUUACCAAAAUGACCCUAACCCAAGUGUCCACCUGGUUCGCCAACGCGCGAAGGAGACUAAAGAAGGAGAACAAGAUGACUUGGACCCCACGGAACAGAAGCGAGGACGAAGAUGAAGAAGAUAAUAUCGAUUUGGAAAAAAAUGAUGACGAGGAGCCGGUUAAGGCAGCUGAAAUGGCAGAGUCGACCAAAGAAUUAGGCCUCCCGGUUAGUCCAGGAUUAAUCACGAGUGAGAAGCACACAGAACACACUGAUGAUGAAGCGGACUGUCUUACUGACUCUUCCGCUCGGAGAGACGCAGAGCUGCGGGCAGGGUGCGAGUCUCUAUUACCCACUACCUCCUCUCUCCAAAGCGGUCCGGAGAGAGUCGGGCCAGAGACGCCUGUAGAUCAGGGAGACUCCCCGAGCGCGGUAAAGCCCCCUGGAGAGAGCGGCCUUGGAACAUCUGUCAUUCACUCUACGAACCCGGCUCCCAAACCCAAACUGUGGUCUCUGGCCGAGAUCGCCACGUCGGAUAAACCUAGUGGUGAGCGGCUCCAAACAUGCGGAGCUGCUCAGAGUCCGGUUAUCAUCAGCACGGGCACGUUCUCGCCCUCCAGGUCGCCCACACGGGCUCCUCUCCUCCCCAGGCACUUCUACUACGCUUCUGCUUUUUAUCCUGCGUUCACGAACUACAGCGCGUUCGGACCGGCAGCUCGCGCCUCCAGCUCGGGAUUAAGCGAAGCGGCGCUGCACAGAGCGGCCAGAGGAAACACAGCUGCCGACUUGUGCAAAGAGCUGGCAGAGGCCGAGGCGCACUCCAAGCGCUAAAUAUGCCUCUUAAUCGGGUUUACUCCGUUUUAUUUAUCCUCUCUGGGAUGAAAAACUGGAUUUUCAUUAGAUAAGGGUAAUAAUGAGAAAAUCAGCCGGUUGCCGUAGAGCCCAUACGUGACUGCAAAUCUUGUAUAAAUGAAGCUUUUUGUAUUCGGAAAGGGAAUUUUAUGAAAUUUUAUGUUUGAAUUACUAUAAAGUAAAAACUAUUGCUUCUUUGCUAAUCCAUCCACGUGAAAGCAGAGCGGCGGAAAAGGCCAAAGUUAAUUCACACCUUUACAUUUCUAGAAUUUACUCAGCGUUUGUAAAAAAAAAAAAAUAUUAGGAUAUCAUUAAUUCCCCAUCGAAUUUAAGCAAACGUACACUUUUCCGGUCUGACAGAUAUUAUAGUGUUGUUUAAGGUAGGCUAUUUUUUAUCAUACAGGCAAUCGAGUGGAAUGUCCGUUCAAUUAUGGUUUUAAUUCACAAUUGUAAUAUUUGAUUUUAUUACAGAGAUUUUGUGUGGCCAAUAAAUUAUAUAUGGUUUGAUUUA
Molecule: messenger RNA, 2739 nt
Organism: Silurus meridionalis
Lineage: Eukaryota; Metazoa; Chordata; Actinopteri; Siluriformes; Siluridae
Gene: irx5b
Product: iroquois homeobox 5b
Exons: 3
Coding region: 945-2207 (420 amino acids)
Biological process (GO): cell development; regulation of transcription by RNA polymerase II; neuron differentiation
Cellular component (GO): nucleus
Molecular function (GO): DNA-binding transcription factor activity, RNA polymerase II-specific; RNA polymerase II cis-regulatory region sequence-specific DNA binding
Source: RefSeq, a predicted model, not a curated record